CAGGUCACACCCCUCAGGCAGGUCACACCCCUCAGGCAGGUCACACCCGUCUGCCGGCCGCGACGUCCCGCUCGACCGCGUCGCGUCGCCGGCGGCAGGGCGCGGCCACCACGUGCAGUACGUGACGUCAGCGGCGACACGUGUUAAAGCGUGGCGCUCGCCGUGACCCGUGUCAGUAGGUGUGCCGUCUCAGUGUGGAAAGGUCAGCCAGCAGAGCCCGUCCGACCGCGCCGUUCGCCAACAAUCGCCAGGAUGGUGUCGCCCGUAUCGUGGGCGCUGCUGCUAGUGGGCGCCUCGGUCGCCUCGGCCGACCCCGACUUCUACUCGGCCUGGUGUCCCUGCCGGACGGCCACCGCCUGCCCGAACUACUACGGACGCUACAGUUUCUACGACGACGUCCAGAUCUUCGGCCAGGUGCCCGUCUGCAAGGACGAGAGCCUGGUGCGCUGCUGCUCGGCGUUCAACAUCCCCGAGGGCUUCGAUCCCGACCAGCACGUGCAGUACUUCCCCGAGCAGGUGGACACCGAGGCCGAGGCCGUCCACCAGGCGCUGCUGCUGAGCGGAUCCACUGAGGCCGAGAUCCAGGACUUCAAGGCCAAGCAGGAGAAGCUGAAGCGUGAUAUUGCGAACGGCAUCGCUAACCCGAACCCGCCGUGCGGCUGCUACACGGCCGGCACCUGCCCGGGACGGUACUCGACCAAGUCGACCGGCCGCGACAUCGGCUGUCUGGCCGGCUUCGAGACGUGCUGCUUCCUCGACGAUCCGUGGCCCAACUACCAGGUCACCAACCUGACCAUCAACGCGCCUUGCUCCAUCGCCAAGGGCUGCUCGCGCUUCUUCGGCGCGUCGCCGUUCGAUAUCUCGUCGUUCGGUCCUCUGGAGCCGUGCUACCUGGGCCAGAACCGGUGCCUCGACUACCUGAGCGACGGCUCCAGCCCGCAGCCGUCCAUCCUGAGGCCCGAGCCUCCGCAGGAGCCCAGCGAGCAGCGGCCCAGCUACUCGCGGCCCACCCAGCCGCCCACCCAGCGCCCGACCUACGCCCCCUCUCCGCGCCCCACCUACGCUCCGGCUCCCCGUCCCACGUACGCCCCUGCCCCGCGUCCGACCUACGCUCCCCGUCGCCCCACCUACGCCCCCACUCGUCGUCCCACUUACGCCCCUGCUCCCCAGCCCACCUACGCCCCUGCUCCCCAGCCGACGUACCGGCCGACUCGGCGGCCCACCUACCGCCCGCGUACUACCCGGCCCACGUACCGUACCACGGUGCAGACCACGUAUAGGCCGCGUACCACGCCGGCGCCCUACCGUCCGCCGACCACCACCUACCGGCCGACCACCACCACCUACCGCACCACCACGCGCAAGCUGCCCCAGCCGGAGGUAGCCGACAGUGGCAGCGACAACAUCUUCGAGAUCGUGGCCAACGGCGCCUACCUGCCGCCCUCAGCCGAGUACGGCAGCCCUGAGGAGCGCUCCGAGGACAUCAACAUCGAGUUCGCGCUGCCGUUCUAAGCGACGAGCACUGAGAGCGGUGUCACUUGGACUGGUGAGCGUGAGAUGAAUGGUGGACGGUGGUUUGCGGGUCGCUCAGGAGUGAUUCUGAUUGAGAAAGAGCGUUUGGUGUGUUUGGGAAUGAUAUGUUCACAUAAUACUUUUGUUGAUAUUGAAUCAAAUUUGCACCUGUUAAUACUCACACAGAAGUGCAUCAUGUUCAACAUAACGAUAUUUCUUCAAUCUCAGACUAGUGAAUCACUACGCACAUUACAUUGAAAGCGCCAUUGCGUGACAUCCAAUUCAGGACGCACUUUUUGUCGCCUAUUGACAUUCUUUGAAUCCAAUCAAGGAAGUUUGUCGGCUCGCCCUGCAGCUGUGACUCGUGAGAAAGGUGCGAACGAGACGGUUGUGCCGUGUUUGCACGCAUGUAAUUCCGAAACAUGCGACUGAAAUGAUGUGUCGUGAGAAUACUUCCAGUCAGCCUGUCGUGAUUGAUCAAGUGUGAGAGCAUUGAAGUUUGAAUUAUGUUUGACAGCAGCGUGUUUUCGAUUCAUGAGUAUGUGAUGAUAGAUCUGAGCGCUGCGAGUGAAGUAUGGCCUUGAGUGCAUGUGCGAGUGCGUGUUCAGCGCUAGUCACUGCCGAUUUGCACGGCGUCCUGUGAUUGGUUGAAAUCCGCGCCUGCUGAACAAUGUCCGAUACCGUGCUCAUGGCUCGGACAUCAGUAUUCUCUCAACCUGAGGCCAAUGGAAUAUUGAUGCGGAUCCGAACUGCACCACAAAUCAAACGGAUUUCCCAACCAUUGUGCCAAGGGUAUUCCAGUGCCAUUGUGUUCGACGUGAUGUGGGUGUACGUGAGAUCUGUUCUUGGCGUGAAUGUAUGUAAGUUUGUCUGUGUGUAUGCGAGAUAGCGAUGUGAGAAAAGGUGAGGUCGAUGAGCGAGCUUCCAUUUCAAGUGUGCCAUUGUGAUUGUCGCGGGGAAGCGCUCAUUGCGAAUCUGAGGAUAGUCCCGUCCAAAACGCUUACCGACUGUCGUGACUGUUCAUUGAUGUGUUUGUCCUCUGACAAAUAAAUUUAGAUGGAA
Molecule: messenger RNA, 2574 nt
Organism: Amphibalanus amphitrite
Lineage: Eukaryota; Metazoa; Arthropoda; Thecostraca; Balanomorpha; Balanidae
Product: extensin-like
Exons: 2
Coding region: 253-1512 (419 amino acids)
Source: RefSeq, a predicted model, not a curated record